Plasmodium gallinaceum is the source of this 2166-nucleotide messenger RNA. RefSeq names its product E3 ubiquitin-protein ligase, putative. The record is from RefSeq and is a predicted model, not a curated record. Gene Ontology annotation, cellular component: cytoplasm. The transcript has a single exon. Gene Ontology annotation, molecular function: ubiquitin protein ligase activity; protein-folding chaperone binding. The coding region runs from base 1 to 2166 and encodes 721 amino acids. Lineage: Eukaryota; Apicomplexa; Aconoidasida; Haemosporida; Plasmodiidae. Gene Ontology annotation, biological process: cellular response to misfolded protein; protein polyubiquitination; positive regulation of proteolysis.
AUGGAAAACAAAGAAAAUAAAAAAAAAAGUUUUUUAAAAAAUUGGAAUAUUAAUUAUUUAUCAAACAAUUUUAAUAAUUUUAUGAAAAAUGACGAUAAUAGCAACAUUAGUAAAAAUUCUAAUUUUGAUGACUAUAAAAUAAAUGAUUUUGAUAAUAUUAAUUUAACAAAUGAAAAAGAAAUGAAUUCAUCAAAUAUAAAUGUCAAUAAAAAUUUAUCAUUAAAUUAUAACAAUAGAGAAUCUAAUCAAAGUUAUAAUAUGAAUAAUUCAAAUAGUUCAAUAAAUAAUUCUUACACAAAUAAUAAACCUGCAUCAUAUUUAGAUUUUUGUGAAGCAUGGAACAAAUUUAAGUUUAAGAAUAUAAGUGCAAAUUUAAGUAAUAAAAUGAGAUACAAUGGUAAUAACGAUGUAAAAGAUAAGAACAGCGAAAAUACUAACAAAGGAAAUAAUCAAAAUAAUAAUUAUAACAACAAUAAUAAUAGUAAUAAUAAUAAUACUAAUAAUAGUAAUAAUAAUGAUUUUAACAACGAUAAAACUAAUAAUAAUAAUAAUAAUAAUAAUAAUAAUAAUAAUAAUAACAGUAAUAAUAACAAUGAUGAUGAUGAUAAUAAUAAUAAUAAUAAUUUUUAUAAGACGAAUGCAUCUUCUUCUUCUUCAUCUUCAUCUGUUUCUUCAUCAUCCAUUUCUUCUUUUAUUUCAUCAGAUCCUUUUUCAACUGAUAAUCCGAAGGUAAAACAUAAAUGUAAAAAAAAAAAUAAAACCAUUCGAAAUAGUUGUGGAAAUAAUAGUAAUAAUAAUAAUAAAAGAAAUGGUAACAAUAACAGUAAUAAUACUCGCAAUAGCAAUUUUAAUAAUAAUGAUAAUAAUGAUUUGAAUAUUAGCAGUAGUAAUAAUUUUAUUUUAAGAAAUGAAAAUAAAAAUAGUGAAUAUUAUAAUUCUAAUGACAAAGAAAAUAAUUUGAAUUCCUCUAGUAAUUUAAUAAACAACUUUCAGAGUUCACCUAAUAAUCAAAAUGAUAUAACUGCUAAUUCAAGCCAUUCUAAUAACAAUAAUAAUAAUAAUAAUAUUAAUAAUAAUACAAAUAACUGUGAAACUAAUUAUAAUGUAAAUUACAACAUUCUUAAUAAAAAUUCAGGUAACAAAAGAAACUAUGCAUCAAACAGUAAUUGGGAUUACAAUGAAACUAAUAAGAAUCUCAAUUAUUAUGCACAUGAUGAAAACUCAAAUUCAUUAAAUAGUAACAAAAAUAGUAUGAAUAGUGAAAAUCUUAAUAAACAAAUUAAAAAAGGAAAAGAUGUGAAUGAACAGAGUGAUAAUCAAAUGGAUGAAAAAGAAAAAAAAAAUCCAAAUAUUAAUAUGGAAGUAUUAAAUCCUGAAGAAAGAAAAAGAGAAGCGGAAAAAUAUAAAGUACUAGGUAAUCAAAGUUAUAAAUUAGGCUAUUUUGAAUCAGCUAUUGAUUAUUAUACAAAAGCAAUACAGUAUGAUAAUACGAAUCAUGUCUAUUACACUAAUAGAGCAUUAUGCUAUAAAAAACAGAAGCUAUGGAAAUUAGCAAAUAUUGAUGCAAGACAGGCAUUAAAUUUAGAAGAAGAAUCAGUUAAAGCUCAUUUUAUUCUAGGACUAACAUUAUUACAUUUAAAUAGUUUAGAAGAAGGGUUAAAAAAACUGACGAAGGCUAAGACAUUAUCAAGUUAUUUAAAGGAUUCGAAUGAAAGUGAAAUAAAUAGAUAUAUUUUACAAGCGAAAAAAUUGAUAUAUUUACGGGAUGAACAAAAUAAACAGUUAGCAUACACAGAAUUGCAAUCCUUUUUAAUAGAUAAAAUACAUUUGUUAAAUCAAAUUGGGUAUAUAACUGAAGAUGAAAAAAAUUUAAGAAUUCAACAAACAGAAAGUUUAUUUAAAGAAAUACUGGAAUCUUUUCAAAAAAAACAAGUACCGGAUUAUUUGUGCUGUAAAAUAUCUAUGUGUUUAAUGAAUGAACCAGUCAUAACUCCUAGUGGAAUGACAUACGAUAAAAUAUUUUUACAUGAACAUGUCAAGCAUAAUGGUUCUUUUGAUCCAGUUAGCCGAGAACAAUUUUCAAUUCGUGAAGUAAUCCCAAAUUAUGCAAUCAAAGAAGCUACAGAACAUUUUUUAAAGACAAAUCCAUGGGCCUUUGAAGAAUAA